AUGUGGACUUUUAGUAUAGGCAAUGAUCCACUGGUUAUAGUAAAUGAUGCGGAAUUGGGUAAAGAAUUGUACCGCAAAAAUGAGUUGACCGGUCGGCUGUCUAACUACUUCUUUGAAGUAGUAAACAACGAAAAGCGUACGGAUAUAGUGGGCGCCGAUUACGGCCACACGUGGGAAGCACUGAGACGUGUCGGACAUUCAGCCAUUCAAAAAUAUUCGGGAAGUGAGAAACUGGUGCUAUUGGCGAGUGAUUGUGUCGACCGUACUAUGAAAAUGGUUGUCGAGAAAGAGGGACUCAAUAAACCAUUCAAUCCAUUGCCUUAUAUUUACCAACUAUUCUUCAAUAUAUUAUCUACCAGUGCUUUCGGGAGAAGCUAUGAUAUGAAUGAUAAAGAAUACAAACAACUGAAAUAUGUUAUGAAAGAUAUGCUACGAGAAAAUGGGAUCCAAUUUAUAAUCUUACAAUUCGUGCCAAUCAUGAGAUAUGUGUUCAGAGAUGCGGCUAAUAAACAGCACAAAGUUGUCAAUGAGAUGAUAGAUAUGUUGAGCAAUAAGUUUACCAAACAUUAUGUCGAUUACGAUGAGUCCGUUUGCCGUGACUUUUGUGAUGCACUCAUAACCGCUAAGAAUGAGGCCCUCAGAGAGGGUAAAGAGUCGGCCCCUUAUCUCACCGAUGAAAACCUGACUUUAGUUGUAUUUGAUCUGUUCUUCGCGGGCACCGACACCUCGCAAAUGACUUUCCAAUGGCUCUUAUUAUUCCUCUCGUAUUACCCAUCAGUGCAGCGAAAGUUGAGACAAGAGAUUGAGACACAAAUCGGAGACCGAAUGCCAACACAUGAGGACAGGAAUCGAUGCCAUUAUGUCAUGGCUUUCAUCUCUGAGACAAUGAGACUGCGAAAU
Molecule: messenger RNA, 900 nt
Organism: Oppiella nova
Lineage: Eukaryota; Metazoa; Arthropoda; Arachnida; Sarcoptiformes; Oppiidae
Source: the annotation of a GenBank genome assembly